Calypte anna (Anna's hummingbird) is the source of this 2655-nucleotide messenger RNA. It is a transcript of the gene FBXO22, whose product is annotated as F-box protein 22. The record is from RefSeq and is a predicted model, not a curated record. The transcript has 7 exons. Lineage: Eukaryota; Metazoa; Chordata; Aves; Apodiformes; Trochilidae. Gene Ontology annotation, molecular function: protein binding. Gene Ontology annotation, biological process: protein polyubiquitination; regulation of skeletal muscle fiber development; positive regulation of proteasomal ubiquitin-dependent protein catabolic process. The coding region runs from base 62 to 1243 and encodes 393 amino acids.
GCGGGCGGGCGGCGGGAGGGAGGGAGGGAGGGAAGGCGGCGGGGUCGGUGUCUCCGGUGCCAUGGAGGCCCCCGGGAAAGGCGCCUUCGUCCUCGGCAACCUGGCCGAGGUGGUGGAGCGCGUCCUGGGCUUCCUGCCCACCAAAGCGUUGCUGCGCGCCGCUUGCGUGUGCCGGCUCUGGCGGGAGUGCGCCCGGCGGAUCCUGCGGGCUCAGCAGAGGGUGGCCUGGGUGGCGGCGCUGGAGCCGGGCCCUGCCGAUAGCCACGCACUGCUCCGCGCCCUGGCCCGCGAACUGGAGCAGGUGCAGGUGCUGCCCCAGACCGUGCUCUACAUCGCGGACGCGGGGACCUUCAGGGGACACGAGGAGUGCCACGAGCAGAAGAGAGCCAGGAAAAGAAAUGGCAAUGAAACAGCCCUUGCACUUGAGAAGCUGCUGCCCAAGAGGUGCCAGGUUCUGGGGCUUGUCACACCUGGGAUUGUAGUUACCCCCAUGGGCUCCAGCAGCAAUCAGCCUCAGGAAAUUGAAGAGGGGGAAGCUGGGUUUGCUCUCUUGUUUCCCAAGAUCGAUGGGGUGAAAAUCCAUACCUUCCAUUUUUCUAAAGACUUGAAGACCAGGGUCUUUGAUGAAAGCAAGUUUGCAGAAGCAGGUCUGAAGAAUAACCCAGAUCUCCGGGUGGUUCUUCUGUUUGGCUACAACUCCUGGAAGCCUGGAGCAACUCGAUUUCUUCAUCAAAUAGUCAAUCCCUUGAAUGAGAAAAGCAUCAUCCUUGCUGGGGGACAAGUGGAGAGCUUUACAUCACUGAUCUCUGAGAAUACCAGUGCCCAGCCCGGGGAUGCCUGUGGGGUGGUUGGCCUGGCUUUCAGUGGGCCCCAGAUCCAGAGUGCCACGGUCCUGCUGGACCAGGACGUGGCCGACGAGCGGACAGCGGAAGCCGCCAUGCAGCGCCUCAAGGCCGCAAACAUCCCCGAGCACAACACCCUGGGCUUCAUGUUUGCCUGUGUUGGCAGGGGGUACAGGCACUACAAAACCAAAAGGAACAUGGAAGCUGAUGCCUUCAGGAAGUUCUUCCCCAACGUUCCCCUCUUUGGCUUUUUUGGACACGGGGAAAUAGGGUGUGAUCGGAUAGUGACCGGGAAUUUUGUGCUCAGGGAGUGCAACGACAUCAAGGAUGACCUGCUCCACGGGUACACUACUGUAAUGACUCUUGUUCAUCUUGGUUCAGCUAAAGCAAACCAGCUCUAAAUAUGCUUCUAACCCUGCAGUUUGUUUCGUUCCAGAAAGCUGAGGAGGCUGGGAGAGUGGACAUCUUGCAGUCAGAGCCCCUUCCAAAACGUAAAGAUGAUUUUGGUAAUCUUAGAGAAACGUUGUAGUUGCCAUAGAGUUUAAUAUAAUAGCUGUCAGCAAGCUUUGCAUUUUGUGUCAUCCAUCCCCUGUACACGUCAGAAUUGCAGGUAGAUGAUUUUUGGUGGAAUUCUGCAGUUGAAGAAAGCCUCUUUCUUCCCAAAUGAGAAUGGUUUCCACAAAUACCACCAUGUAGAAAGAAACGUUCCUCUGAUGUGCUCUGUAUGGAUGUAAAUCAGUCUAGAAAAACUACUGCUGCAGACUGAAACGAGGCACAAAAUCCACCUUUUCCUGGCUUUUAUUUUAAGAGAUUCACAACCUGCACAGCCCCGAGUCCUGUUUACAGAACUGAAUGGUUUUAUUAGAUAAAAUUAAUGAAAGCUUUAGAGAAAAUAACAAAGUUCUUAUUAAAUAAAGAUUAAAGUAGGUAAAAGUACCUUGCCUUCUAUUAUUAGAGGAAGAGCUCUGGUUUAAAGGGGUGGUGUCUAGUUAUAAGCACAGUUUGUCUCAGCAUCUUGAACUGCAUUUCAGCUGUCUGAAGUACCUGGUUUAGAACAAUACCUGAUACUUGGUGUGUACCAGCAAUUUCACUCUUUGUGUAUCAUAAGUUUGCACAAUUAAAAUGCACUGGUAGCCUUUUAGACUCCCUUGUAGCAUGGUGCUCUCUAUUAUAAACCUUUAAAUCCAGAGUGCUAAAAAUUAAGACUACCUUGUGUCUUUACCCUCCUUUAAAAAGCUUUUUCCUUUUUAGUUUGACAUUAGGGAGGAAGGAAGAUCUGGUGAUGUUCUGUGUACACAGAGCCUUUACACAAGACCUGUGCUUUUGCAUGGUUCUCCUGUGCUUUGCCAUCAGCCCCUGUUCUGAUUGCUGCAGCUGGAAAGCAGUAUUGCAGAGUUCAAGUAAGUAAAUUCAGCAAAGGUUCAGUAUAGCUAACAAUAUAGUCACUCCCUUUUAAAUUAUUUCCUCCCUUUCACUUAAUAAUAGAAUGACAAGAAAAUAAGAUGAAUUUUCCACCAUUUCACCACAUUUCUGAGUGCUGAGUCGAGCUGGGGACCCAUUUUCAGAAAACACUUUGAAUGAUGUACAACAAAAUAAGAGUGUUUUGCUUUAAAUGUACUGACCAGGACUCUGGUUGGCAGGUUUGAGCCUGUAUCUAGUUAAAAUUUUCCUGAACUUGGCCUGAUGAGCUGAGGUGUCUGUCCUGAGAGUUCAGUGGAGGUUUCAGUGGGUGCUGGGACAGGCAGGGCUCUCCUGUGGCUCUGAUUGUUCAGCAGAAGCCAGGAGGAACACCCAGGAGCUGGGUAAGGGUGCA